Molecule: messenger RNA, 2305 nt
Organism: Salvelinus namaycush (lake trout)
Lineage: Eukaryota; Metazoa; Chordata; Actinopteri; Salmoniformes; Salmonidae
Product: E3 ubiquitin-protein ligase RNF14-like
Exons: 8
Coding region: 511-1743 (410 amino acids)
Biological process (GO): ubiquitin-dependent protein catabolic process; positive regulation of proteasomal ubiquitin-dependent protein catabolic process; protein polyubiquitination
Cellular component (GO): cytoplasm; ubiquitin ligase complex
Molecular function (GO): ubiquitin conjugating enzyme binding; zinc ion binding; ubiquitin protein ligase activity
Source: RefSeq, a predicted model, not a curated record
CGGCUCACAGUAAUGGCAUAAAUGGAAUGGUAUCUAACACAUACAUGGUGAACAUGUGUUUGAUACCAUUCACUCCACCCAUUAUCUGGCAGAUCUAAGGACGCUCCAAUAUGCGUACCAACGAGUUUGUUUCCAGUUCGGAAAUGUCCGAUUUGUCUUGAACGCGGCAUCAUCUUCCAACGAGUUUCCAGUCGGGAGUUUCCGCGUUGUCUGUAACACAACAGAAGUAUGUCAUCAUCCAAAAGUCUUUAGUGGGGCUGGAAUAUAAGAUGCACAAUUGAGAGCAUCCUAUCGGGCUGUAUCACUGCCUGGUACGUCAACUGCACCACCCACAACCUCAGGGCUCUCCAGAGGGUGGUGCGGUCUGCCCAACGCAUCACCGGGGGCAAAUUACCUGCUCUCCAUGACACCUACGGCACCCUAUGUAACAGGAAGGCCAAAAAGAUCAUCAAGGAAAACAACCGCCACUGCCUGUUAACCCCGCUAUCAUCCAGAAGGCAAGGAAUGUGAAUGUCGGAGGACCAGGCAGCGCAGAAGGAUGAGCUGCUUGCUCUAGGGAGUAUUUACGACGAAGAGGAGUUUCACGGAGCUGAAUCGGCACCAGGCGGAGAAAUACAACUAUGCCUUGAACUUCCUCCUAAUUUCAAGUUGAUAGUCAAAGGAGACAAGCAGACAGAAUAUGACGUAUCUUUCCUACCUCCCCUGGUGCUUAACUUUGAACUUCCUGCCGACUACCCUUCCUCCUCAUCUCCGGUCUAUACACUAAGUUCCAAAUGGCUGUCAAGGGACCAGAUGACUUCUCUCUGCAAGCGUCUGGAUGAGCUGUGGGGGGAGAACCAGGGCUGUGUUGUCCUCUACAAAUGGAUCCAGUUCCUCAAGGAGGAGGCGUUUGCCUUCCUGGAUGUCAAGUCUCCGCUAGAGGUUGUUAAGGCAGGCAUGGUUCCGGUUGACGCGAAGAGAAGCAAGGCUGGCGUGAAGCGGGCGGGGACUAUAAUCGGGGAGGAAGACAAACUGGAGUCUCUGCUGGAGCUGGACCCCCGUGCUGUGCUGGUGGUGGACCCCCGUACUGAUAUCCUACCUCAGCUACUGGACUUUGACGAAGCUCACAGGCAGAAGGAGUUUGACGGCAAGGCGUUCUGCUGUAGCAUCUGCUUCAUGGAGAAGCUGGGCUCGAGCUGCCUGUGCUUCAAGGGAUGCCAGCACGUGUAUUGCAAGGCUUGCAUGACAGAGUACUUCGGGAUUCAGAUCCGCGACGGCAACGUUCAGUGUCUUAACUGCCCCGAGCCCAAGUGCACCUCCUUGGCUAUGCCCUCACAGGUCAAGCUCCUUGUCGGGGAGGAGUUGUUUACUCGUUAUGACCGUCUCCUGCUUAAGUCCAGCCUGGACCUGAUGGCUGAUGUGGUGUACUGCCCUCGCCAGUCAUGCUGCCAGGCUGUGAUGGUGGAGCAAGACACCACCAUGGGCAUCUGCCCUUCCUGUCAGUACGCCUUCUGCACCCUCUGCAAACGUGGAUACCACGGCCUGUCCCACUGCAAGGUCACAGCAGAUGAGCUGCGAGGCCUAAGGGAUGAGUAUAUCUCUGCCAGUGCCGAGGGGAAGAAGUUCAUGGAGCAGCGUUUUGGGAAGCGGGUUAUCCAGCGUGCUGUGGAGGAGUCCUUCAGCAGGGACUGGCUCUAUGAGAACUGUAAAGGCUGCCCGCGCUGUGGCACGAACAUACAGGCUGUUCCAGGGUGUGGAUAUUGAUGAAGAUGAUGCCUUGAGUGAUGAAGAGGACUGAUGUGUGCAAUACCUCAGUGUGCUUCAUUUGUUUGCAAUUUAUCUCACCCUUACUACACCAACUGCAUAUGGAUUUAGCCAACACCACCAUUUCUCACCAUCAUUGAUCAGGCAUUUACUAUGCCAAAAUAUAUCAGUCAUUUCUCAUGGUUGACUGGCUAGCAGAGAGCGAUUCCAAGCUUAUACAGGCACAUUACCUUACUGCAUACAGAAGUCAAAUACUCAGGGCCAGUAUUUUUCUGAAAGCAUGCUUGUGAAGAGAGCGUUCUAAUGCUGAGUUUGUAUGUUUAGAUGAUUUGAACAGAUAAUGUUGCCAUGUUUUAUCAAUCUCAAUUUAAAAAGAAAAUUCUGGGAUCUGGAGGUGAAAUCUUACAAUCAAGAACAGAGAACAACAUUGUUGUAUGUUUUUACUAUUUAUUUUGAUCAUGAGUUAAAAUCUGUGGAAGAAUGUGUGUAUACCCUGAUACCAUCCAAACCAUGAGCUAACAACUUGAUGUGAAAAAGGUAAAUAAAGCGUUGCCAAAUGUGA